Molecule: messenger RNA, 814 nt
Organism: Toxotes jaculatrix (banded archerfish)
Lineage: Eukaryota; Metazoa; Chordata; Actinopteri; Toxotidae
Gene: lamtor5
Product: late endosomal/lysosomal adaptor, MAPK and MTOR activator 5
Exons: 4
Coding region: 113-388 (91 amino acids)
Biological process (GO): cellular response to amino acid stimulus; positive regulation of TORC1 signaling
Cellular component (GO): Ragulator complex; lysosome; cytoplasm
Molecular function (GO): guanyl-nucleotide exchange factor activity
Source: RefSeq, a predicted model, not a curated record
GCAUGUGACGGUCAGCUGACUCCAACCGGAAGCUUUGAGGAAGCGGACAACCAUAACAACAAAUCUUCAAAAUCAAAACCCGAAUUUCUCAAGUUAUUUAUUUCUCUUAGUCAUGGAGUCGACCCUCGAGCAGCAUCUGGAUGAUACCAUGAAGAACCCAGCAGUUGUCGGUGUGCUCUGCAUGGACCAACAAGGACACAACCUGGGCUGCCGUGGCUCCCUGUCUGAUGAACAUGGUGGUGUUAUGUCCGUUCUGGCCAAACAAGCUGCAGCUCUUACCAGAGACCCAACAGACACUCCAACCGUGUGCUUGGAGUCUGAAUCAGGAAACAUUCUGGUGAGGAGUCACGGGACCAUCACAGUAGCAGUUCACAAGAUAGCAUCUUGAAGACACCAAGGCUCACUGAGGAGUUUUAUUGUAAAAAAAAAAAAAAAGUACAUGUAAACAAACACAAGUAUAAUCACACAAUCUGAAUGAACUUUGAGAGAGAGGAAUGUGGGGUUUCCUCACUGGUCUGCUGUAUUGUCUGUAUUAUCAGAUCCCAUAUUUAAACCAGAGAGCGCUUUCUAACUUUCUAAUGCUGAAACACUGGAGCGUGAAUCCUUUCUUUUAUAUAUAUAUAUAUAUAUUAAAAAAUGAGUAUACACCAAUUCGUUAGUAAUGCUGUUUUAUUGAUUCUGUGUCUCAUAUGAUGUUAUAUCCAGCCAUGUUAAUGCUGUGUGUCUUCGUCUUUUUGUUAACACCCAAAUCCUUCAAUCCAAGUCAGUCAUGCACAGAAUAACAACCCUUAAUAAACUUUAACUUGACUUUGUG